Messenger RNA from Tripterygium wilfordii, 1742 nucleotides. Its product is annotated as phosphatidate cytidylyltransferase 4, chloroplastic-like. NCBI's taxonomy places the organism in Eukaryota, Viridiplantae, Streptophyta, Magnoliopsida, Celastrales, Celastraceae. The transcript is spliced from 7 exons. The coding region runs from base 159 to 1379 and encodes 406 amino acids. The record is from RefSeq and is a predicted model, not a curated record. Gene Ontology annotation, cellular component: membrane. Gene Ontology annotation, molecular function: transferase activity, transferring phosphorus-containing groups.
CCAGCAUAGACAUCGCUCACUGAUUUCUCCGUCAAGUUAUCAUCUAACAUUCAAACCCCGCUCGCAGUCUUCUUGAAUCCGGAAACCCUAUUCGAUAAUUCGAAAAUGCCCUUGAAGUCUCCUUAAUUAGUUUUUCGGAGUUCAUCUCAAUCAAUCCAAUGGCGUCUUUGAUUGAAAUUGAUCGGUAUAACUGGAUUCCGCUCUCUGUGACCAGUCUAUCUGCUUGCCCUUGCCGUCCCUUGUGGAAAAAAACUUUACGUCUUACCCGGCGAUGCUCUAAGGUCAGUCUUGGGAUUGUCUUCGAUGGAUCCAAUGGCAUAUAUCGGGUUCGCUCCAAUGGCUUUCUGGCGAACCGUCGAUUAAUCACGGCUGUGGCCAGAGCUGAAUCAGACCGGCUUGGCGAGGACAACGCCAAAGAGGAUGUCUUCAUGGGACAUACAUUACCUAUGAAGGAAGAUUCAGCUCAAGAACAUCGGCAGAAAGUGAGUCAGUUGAGGAAGAGAGUUGUUUUUGGACUUGGCAUUGGAAUAUUUGUUGGGGGUGUAGUAUUGGCUGGAGGAUGGGUUUUCACAGUUUUCCUGGCAGCAGCUGUUUUUGUUGGUUCACGAGAAUAUUUUGAGUUGGUUAGAAGUGGUGGAAUCACUAAAGGAAUGACACCACCUCCUAGAUAUUUGUCACGCGUUUGCUCUGUUAUCUGCGCUCUAAUGCCCAUACUUACUUUAUAUUUUGGUCAAAUAGAUGUUUCGGUGACGUCUGCCGCUUUUGUUGUUGCAAUGGCGCUGCUUCUGCAGAGAGGAAAUCCAAGAUUCGCCCAGCUCAGCAGUACCAUGUUUGGACUAUUUUAUUGUGGCUAUCUUCCUUGUUUCUGGGUUAAGCUUCGAUGUGGUUUAGCAGCUCCGGCUUUAAACACUAGAAUAGGAGGAGCAUGGCCCAUCCUUCUUGGUGGCCAAACACAUUGGACUGUGGGUCUUGUGGCUACCUUGAUCUCUAUCAGCAACAUAAUUGCAGCAGAUACGUGUGCUUUUAUAGGUGGAAAGGCAUUUGGUAGAACUCCACUUACUAGUAUCAGUCCAAAGAAGACAUGGGAAGGGACUAUUGUUGGCUUGGGUGGCUGUAUAGCUACUUCUGUCAUCCUGUCAAAGGUUUUUAGCUGGCCAGCAUCAUUGCUGAGUGCAAUAGCUUUUGGAUUUCUCAAUUUCUUUGGGUCAAUUUUUGGUGAUCUUACGGAGUCGAUGAUCAAGCGUGAUGCAGGUGUCAAGGAUUCUGGCUCUCUAAUACCUGGGCAUGGUGGAAUAUUGGAUAGAGUAGAUAGUUACAUAUUCACUGGUGCGCUUGCAUACUCCUUUGUUAAGAUCAUCCUACCUCUCUAUGGAGUUUGACGCAAACUAUUAUCAAUGGAAGUGAAAAUACCAGAUGGAGAACAUUGCAAUGUCGGGGAUACAAAUGGGUUCUUGCUAUCUCAUAGAACAGGACCUAAGAUUGCACUUGCAGCUUUGGAAGGCCUCCACAAAAUUAUCGCAGGUAUGCAAGUCUGCAGUUGGGGUGAUGCACUUUCUUAUACUGUUCUUUUGCAAUUUACAUGUUUCUUUCACUGCCAAAUCAAACAUCACCGAGUUCAGAGAUUCUGUGUCUUUCUGCAAGACUAGGUUGUUGUCAGCUUUUCAACAUCAUGUACACUAUUUGUCGAAAAUAAUUAUAAUAAUGAUAAUUAUAGCACAAUGCAAGUGCUGUUUUGAGUCUUA